AUGAGCGACGACGACCAUGAGGAAGUGCCCCGUAUCGACGCCGCGGCCUUGUCUUACGAAGCGUUUUGCGAGCUGUAUAUGGCCCCCAACCGCCCAGUGCUGAUCCGAAACAUCGGGUUGGACUGGCCCAUCUACCACGCGUGGCGACGAAGCGAACACAACGACGUCAACCAUGCGUACUUGCGGGCAACGUUUGGCCACGCCACCGUCCCAGUCGUGGGCUACGGCAGGUUGGACGCAUAUGGCGAAGAAGAUCGCUGCACGAUGCCACUAGCCAUGUACUUGACGCUGUUGGAGUCUGGCGAGGCACAAGCUGCGCAAAAAUACAUGAAGGACUGGCAUUUCACGCGGGAUUUUCCGCAUGGCCCUGUGUACACCACGCCCGAGUAUUUUCAAGACGAUUGGCUCAACUGGUGGUGGGACCAGCAAGCAGACAUCCACGACGACUACCGGUUUGUGUACCUUGGCCCAGCCAACUCGACGACGCCACUACACCACGACGUGCUUUUGUCGUACAGCUGGUCAAUCAACAUUUGUGGCAAGAAGGAAUGGCUUAUGUUUCCGCCCACUGAAACGUGGAAGUUACGCGAUCGGUCUGGUCGAUACACCGCGCCCAGCGCUAACACAGUCGAUGCGACUGCAUUUCCCAACGUGACAUCUGCCCGCUACAUUAAAGUGGUGCAGGAGGUAGGGGAAGCACUGUUUGUGCCGAGUGGGUGGUACCACCAAGUGCGAAAUCUGGAGGGCACCACGUUAUCAAUCAACCACAACUGGUUCAACGCGUACUCCUUGGAACGGAUGUGGGCGUUUAUGCAAGCAGAACUCCACGCUGUGGAACAAGAGAUAGACCAUUGUCGGGAGACAUUCGACUCGGACGACGACUGGCAUCAUCAUUGCCAAGUGCUGCUUCGAGCCAACAUUGGCAUGCAUUUCAACGAGUUUGCCGCCCUAUUGCAGGCUCGAAAGGACUGGUACUUGACGACAGUAUCACCACCAACCUCGGAUGCCCGCCCCAGCCCAACUAGUAUCGUCAACACGACGUUUAGCCUACAACAGAUCGACAAGGUGCUUGGUGCUAUGCGUGCACACUCGUCGCAAGGCGGUAGUGCUCCAGUUCAAACGUAG
Messenger RNA from Aphanomyces astaci, 1125 nucleotides. RefSeq lists its product as hypothetical. Gene Ontology annotation, cellular component: cytoplasm; nucleus. NCBI's taxonomy places the organism in Eukaryota, Oomycota, Saprolegniomycetes, Saprolegniales, Verrucalvaceae. The record is from RefSeq and is a predicted model, not a curated record. Gene Ontology annotation, biological process: positive regulation of translational termination; negative regulation of gene expression; protein hydroxylation. Bases 1 to 1125 code for a protein of 374 amino acids. The transcript has 12 exons. Gene Ontology annotation, molecular function: sequence-specific DNA binding; histone H4R3 demethylase activity.